Ylistrum balloti is the source of this 7201-nucleotide messenger RNA. RefSeq lists its product as uncharacterized. The record is from RefSeq and is a predicted model, not a curated record. The transcript is spliced from 21 exons. NCBI's taxonomy places the organism in Eukaryota, Metazoa, Mollusca, Bivalvia, Pectinida, Pectinidae. The coding region runs from base 47 to 3715 and encodes 1222 amino acids.
UCUGCCAUCUUUUACUCAUGAUUAAUUGAUUGUUACAUCCGUCAUAAUGAGUUCAUCUGAUUUACAUACCGUUGUCAUCAGGAACAAAGGUAACCAGCCGUCAUUGAAGCGAUUUGAAGUACGUGCUCCAGAGAGGAGGAACGAAACAUGUGCAAGACAGAGUUUCAUACUACAGCUGAGAAAGAAAGUCAAAAUGCGUAAGAAAAAGCACCAUACAAAGAAGUGGUUUGGUAAAGGCAUAAAAAUCGAGGUGUUAAGGGACCUGUUAGAGAAUAAAAACAAUAUGCUAGAAGCAUAUGUAAGACAACUCCUGGAAAACGACAUUCGUUUCAAUGAAAUUGACCUCAUUCAAAACCAGCUGCAGUUCGAAGUGUUGAUGAAGGACGAGACAGACAUUGGCUUUACAGUGAACACUUGUCUGACACCGCUCAGUGCCUGGUCAGUUGAUAGUUCCAAUCCCACUACAGCUUAUUUUAACAGUGUAGAUAUAGAUGAAAUAUCAGUUGGUCAAGGAUACUUGUUUUUUGAUCAAGUCUUUAUCACAGAGAAUCAGAAACACUGUAACAAAGAAAGUGCAUUGGAUCCAAAAAGCACUGAUAAGGACAGUGACCCAGUGAUAGGUGAUGAACAGGUUAAGGACGUCCAGGAAAGGCUGGAUGACAAAGGUGAAGAAAAAGAUGAAUCCAAAGCAAAAUUUACAGCUGGAAUAUUCAAAUUUGAAAGGUCAAGUACAAGACAUAGUGGAUUUGAAACUGUAAAAUCGCCUAGUGAGGAAAAGCUGUUGUGUGAUAUGAGCUUGAAUGCCUUAAAAGAACCUGUUACCCUGGCAAUAGAUACAAAAUCUAAUGAGGAAAGUGGAUUGGACGAUUCAAAAGUUACUGAUAUACAGGACUUGUUGGACCAGGAAAGGUUUGAUGUAAAUAGUGCAGAUAAAGAUAGAUCUGAGGACAUAUAUAGCACUGGAGGACUCGGGGGUUCCAGUUCUGGUACAGAAAAAACAUUUAGACAUGCUAGAACAGACUACGGAAGACGGGGUAUUACAGACCAAGUGAGAGAAUUUAGUAGCAUCAACUCAAUCAGUGAUUCAGUAGAAAAUGAUGCUGAUAUCAAAAGAGAAUUUAGCGAAAGACAAGCGACAUCAAAAUCAGUGAUGGAUGGAUCUACUGAAAAUAAGCUUGUCCCUGAGAUAACUGACACAUUCAAUAGAGAAGACCACGUAAUAGAUGGUGAUGUUCAGGACCAGGAAGCUGUUACAGAAAUGUUAUUCAGGAAUAUGGCUGCUAUAUUGAUGGGCCAGGUAAUUAGUAGCCAAAGCAAGGCCAUUCUUAGGAUUAAGGAGGUGUUCCUUAACUUGCAAUCAGAUGUCUCGGCCUUCUUCUUCAAAUACCAUUUCUACGAUGUCAGAAUAACAAAGGAUGAAGUUGUUCUACGGCUGGUAGCUGGGUUAAGGAAACGUGGCUACACCAAGAAAGAGCUUGCUGCGCUCACGCUACUGAAUGGUGACCAAAGACAUGAGGACCGUCGAACUGAUACUCACAAAACAUAUCGUGAUAGCGACAAAUGCUUUCAUAAUGAUAGGAGCAAAUCCUGGAAAGGGCAAACAUCGAUAAAAGAUUCUCAAAAAUCAGAAGGUAGAAACGACAUCGGAAACGGGCAAGUACCAUCAAAGACUGAAAAAGGAACAGCAGAACCAGGAGAUGGACACGUAAAAGAAAGACUAAUGAGCUUAGAAUCACAUAGGGAUUCACAUGGGAAAGUUGAUGAAAGCCAUUUCUUCCCCCAUGGUCAGCCCAAAACUGAUAGUGGUGACACUGAGCCAGACAAUGCCACUCCAAUGGAUUCUCUCUCUAGCGAUAAUCGUGAUUCCCUGGAUAUGUCUGGCAAUCAGGGCCAACCUGAUGAUGCCACUCAUUUACCAGAUAGGACUGAUCCAGAGGGAAGUGGCAGUUGUCCAAGUGAUGAUGUUUCAGAUGACAUGAGUGAUGAUGGAAGUGAAAAUGAAGAAUCUGAUGAGCUUGACUUUAAUAAUGACUACCCUGGCAUCCGCAGAGUACCUGAAGGUCAUGCAGACCAUGGUGGAAGGGCUGCUAUGGGAACAUUCAGGGGUGGACAAUCACUAACAGAUAGACAUAAAACAGUUGUAAACUAUUGGAAUAUAGACCUUGGAGAAAAUGGUGAAAAGUGCUUGUGUUCUGCCUUGAAAGACUGUGAUAGUCAGGAGAGCCUUGCUCCUAGCACCAUGUUCCUAUUGGACUUGUCUAAGAGCAUGCACCAGAGUGGCAGGAUUACGCAAAUGAAGGAAGCAGUCAGAAACGUACUGCAAGAGGCCGCAAGUAAGAACCUUGGAAGUCAGAUGUCAGAGACAUAUGGUGUGGCAGUGUUUGGGCACCGCACAGAAAUUCUACAGUAUCCUACCAAUGAUCUACAUGAGGUUCAGAAUGUACUAGACUUGGACAGAUUUGAGGAGCCAGCAGGUCGCUCUCCACUUGGUCUUGGACUAAUUCUCAGUACCUGUGUGUGGUUUUCAGAAAAAGGCACAGGUGGCACGGUCUGGUUACACGGGAGAAAGGUCAAACCUCGUAUCGUGGUAAUUACUGACCUUGAAUUGAAUGAAACAGCAAGUGGAGCUUGGGGAAUGGCUGGAGACCAAGAUAUAUUUGCAUCAGGAUCUGCCAAGACCAUUGAGGUGAAGAAUGAGCUGAUAAAAAUAGCUUUGAAGCUUAAAAAGUUGGGAAUUCCUGUGUUUCUUAUGUCAGUUGGAGACACAGCACAUACUCGUCGCCAUUUUGAACCGGUCAUUGAAAUGACAGGAGGAAAACUAUUAGAUAUUAAAUUUGGGGGACAGCUUGGCCGACAGACGUGGCAACAGAUCUUAGCCUGUAACAUUCUGAAACAGCUUGCUAAUGAAUGGGACCAAAUGUCUCCAGAAGACUUCCAGAAUAUUAUCAGGACCUUCACAGGAGAUGAUCCCGAUGACAUGGAUGUUAUUCGAAGGAUAAUGACGGAAAGGACGGAAAGAGAGAAAAAAGAAGAAGAAAUUAAGUCACUCCUUAAUCUGACGGGGGAACCUGGUGAACAGCUUUGGAAUAAUUUCCCUCUUGGUGAUCGAGUAAAGGAUUUACUUAAUACGGAUCAAACAGGCACUGUUGUUGGUCAUUUACCAGAUAAAAAUGCUUUAGUACAGUGGGAUGAUAAACCAACUGGUCAGCUUGAAAGCCGUUUCAUGACCUAUCUGAUAAGAGGUACCCCAAGAGAUUGCCGUGAAUAUCAUGGCGAGACACAUUUGGUGGGGUCAAGUGUCAGAAAAAUAACUCAUGUUAACAGGACAGAUGAACAUCAGGCGCCGAUUAAAUUUGAUACAGAUGUUGGCACUGUGGUGACUUUGUCUGCACUACAGCCAAAUAUAAUUUAUGUUGCUUGGAACAGUAACAAGAUAUGCAGACACUCAAGUUUUGAUAUCUGCAGGUUUCCAGAGAAAGAUGCCAAUUACCAGUAUGACUGGUAUUGGUUGUUUUGUGACAGUGGACAAUGGCAGCCAUUUCCUUUGGCUAUGUCAAGAACUAUAGAAAUGAGAAGAGAAGCAAAUCAGAGGACUAUAUUGAUAGAAAAUCUUGGUGGGAAAAGAUACAGAUUGAUGUUCUCAAAGAAUGAGAUGAGAUGUAUAGAAAGCUGUACUAAUUAUCCUGUUUUCCGACAAGCUAUAAAUCCGCCAUGAGACCAGACCAAAGCUUGUUGGGAUGUGAGAAUACUGAAGCUGUGAAGGUGAUUGACUGUUAUUGGGCACAUAACCUGUUGUGUUUACAAAUACUGGAAACAUUGUCGGAAUUCUUGCCAGAAAUGAUUCACUAGUUUUGAGGUUACCUGUACUUAUCUAUAGGAAGCAUAAAGAUUCUGCUCAAAAGACAGAAAUUGACAAGGACUGCUGGCUAUGUGAACUUACAUAUUUCUCUGCUAAUGAUAACCCAACCGCUGCUUCGGUUAGGCACUGAUGACAUGGAGCUCUGGAGCCUUCUGUUGUCAGCAUCGUCAGGUGGAUUCCAACCAUCAUCGGCCGUUUCGACCCCUAUUCCACGACGUCCUCUGGUUGGCGGGUCAGCAGUGGUGAUCAAUCACUGCUUGCUGUUGUCUGGGCUCCAGUUUGGCUCAUCUCGUCUACACCAUAGCCAGCAUGAUGCUCUCUCAGCCCUUUCAGCCAAGGUCUUAAUAGCUGCUUUCCUCUUUGCUCCUGUCAGUCCCAAUUUCUGGAACAUCUUCCAUACUGACUGCAGGGAAUCCUCUGGCACCGACCUCUACUGGAAACAGCCAUGUGUUCCAUCCCUUAUGUCUGCACAGCUCUGCAAGCUCUUGGUAUUUGCCAGCUUUCUUCUCAUGUGCCUCAUCACACCCUUCUUCCCAUGGAACCGUCAGCUCCACCAAGAUGACCUUCUGGCGCUGUUGUGACCAUAUCACAAUGUCUGGUCUCAGAGUGGUUUGCACUACAUCAGGAAAGACGAGACGCUUGUUGAGGUCUACUCUCAUUUCCCAGGAUGGUGCUUGGCUGAGUACAUUCACAUGAUAUGCAGUAGUAGUUGGUGGUCCCUUCUCUCCAGCUCUCACAAAGUGUGUGUGAGGUUUAUGAGGUUCUAUCAGUGACGCCGCUCCUUUUCCAGAAUAUCUGCUAGGGCAGCUAGAACCUGGUCAUGACGCCAUCUGUACCGUCCUUGCUGGAGGGCUAUUCUACAGCCUGAUAGGAUAUGUGCAAGUGUGCCUCUUCCACCGCACAAGGAACAAGCUGGAUCUUCCAGAAGACCCCACUACACAAGUUGCUUGGAGUUGGCAGUGUGUCAUACACAGACCUGAGCAUGAAGGAUAUCCUGAGAGGUUCCAUUUUCCACAAGUCUGUCCAUGUAAUCUUGCGUUCCGGAAGAUUCCACAGCAUCCAUGAUCCUUGCUGUCCUAACUCAACUGAUCUACUUUUGCGCUGCUGUUCCUCCUCUGAUCUCACCACAGAUACAAUUCUGUCUCUCUUUUCCUUUCCUUCUGCUAUAUAGAUACUGCUACCUUCAUUGUUACACUAACUGUAUAUAUCAAAGUAGAAGAAAGAGCACAACAGCUGAGGCCAGGUGUGGUGAUACUGUGAUUGAGCCAGGUGUGGCGAUACUGUGACUGAGGCCAGGUGUGGCAAUACUGUUACUGAGGCCAGGUGUGGUGAUACUGUUACUGAGGCCAGGUGUGGUGAUACUGUGACUGAGGCCAGGUGUGGUGAUUUUGUGACUGAGGCCAGGUGUGGCGAUACUGUUACCGAGGCCAGGUGUGGCGAUACUGUGACCGAGGCCAGGUGUGGCGAUACUGUGACCGAGGCCAGGUGUGGCGAUACUGUGACCGAGGCCAGGUGUGGCGAUACUGUGACUGAGGCCAGGUGUGGCGAUACUGUGACUGAGGCCAGGUGUGGCGAUACUGUUACUGAGGCCAGGUGUGGUGAUACUGUGACCGAGGCCAGGUGUGGCGAUACUGUGACCGAGGCCAGGUGUGGCAAUACUGUUACUGAGGCCAGGUGUGGUGAUACUGUGACUGAGGCCAGGUGUGGCGAUACUGUGACCGAGGCCAGGUGUGGUGAUACUGUUACUGAGGCCAAGUGUGGUGAUACUGUUACUGAGGCCAGGUGUGGUGAUUUUGUGACUGAGGCCAGGUGUGGCAAUACUGUGACUGAGGCCAGGUGUGGCGAUACUGUGACUGAGGCCAGGUGUGGCGAUACUGUGACUGAGGCCAGGUGUGGCGAUACUGUUACUGAGGCCAGGUGUGGCGAUACUGUGACUGAGGCCAGGUGUGGCGAUACUGUGACUGAGGCCAGGUGUGGCGAUACUGUUACUGAGGCCAGGUGUGGCGAUACUGUGACUGAGGCCAGGUGUGGUGAUACUGUUACUGAGGCCAGGUGUGGUGAUACUGUGACUGAGGCCAGGUGUGGCGAUACUGUGACUGAGGCCAGGUGUGGUGAUACUGUGACUGAGGCCAGGUGUGGCGAUACUGUGACUGAAGCCAGGUGUGGCGAUACUGUGACCGAGGCCAGGUGUGGCGAUACUGUUACUGAGGCCAGGUGUGGUGAUACUGUGACUGAGGCCAGGUUCUAAAUGUUCAGUAAGGAUAUGACCCUAAGAAGGAAAUGUCCUUGCAUCAGAUAGUUCCAUAGGAUAUCCUGAGAAUGAGUAUGGUUGGUAAUGUGAGGAAUCGGGCACUUUUCACUUUUUAACAUUAUCACUUAUCAUUGUUCUUAUCAUGUCUUUUUAUGCUUAUGUUUGAUCUAUUUGAAGAGCGCCCUGCAUACCUUUGGUAUCCACUGGGACCUAGAAAAUUAACUUUUCCUUAUCUACACCAUAAUGGAUGUUAGUUCUUGGGGGUUUUCCCCUCUUAUUUAUUUAACUGUAUAUAUAUGUAUAGUGAAGAGAUUAUAUUGUUUUGUAUAAACAGUUUAUAUUGUCAUGUUCAUACAUAUUGAAACUUAUUUUUUUAUCAGUUGGACCAGAAUAUUCAAAAUAUUUGCAAGCUUGUUUCAUUGGUUACAGCCUUAAAGAGGUCAAAGGCCUUAUAUACCACAGGUUCUCUCAAUGUGAUAUUGUUGUGAUGAUGCCAUUGUGUUUAUGAUAUUGUUACUGUGUAAUGUUGUACACAGUGUAUGCGAAAAUGUGAUGAAAAUGAAUAUACUAAUGGUUGACAUUUGAUGUUCUCAAGAUAGAUCUGUGAUACUUUGGUGUAGCAGGGAUAAUUCUGGGUGGUAACUUUGUGGGAUGAUUUCAGGAUUUUGGAGAAAUUGGGUGGAAUUCUCCUAUAUAUUAGAAGCGUUUGAAAAAUUUCAUUGAAAUUUUCAGUAAAAACAUUGAUAAAAAAUCCCUAAAUGUUGCCCCAGAGUAAUUCCUGUGUAAGCUAGUUGUUAAGAUUUACAUUUUAGUAAAUCCUUUUUGUUUGUAAUUGCUGUAAGUUGUUUGAAGGUGCUUAAGGGUGUAAUACUCAAUAAUUCUGUUACUUUGUUAAUAUUGUGUACUUACUAUAUAUAUAUUUAGAAUAAUGUUUCACAUCCGCCUGCAAGCAAGAAUAUAAAUCAGGCAGAAUUUUGAAGAAUUUUUUAUUAACAUGAAACUACAUCAAAAUUACCAAAUCAUAAUUGUAAAUUUUUUUGAUGUUUUGUGUACAUUGUUUUGCAUAGAUAAAAUUAAUCUCUUUACAUGUG